UAAACCACAACCAACGCCAAAGAGUGGUGCCGGUCGUCAGUGCAAAGUGGCUAGAAUUCGAUUUCUGUGAAAGCUGCGCCCUUUCGAGUUUCAGUAAAACUUAAAAUUUAACCAGAAUGGAUGUGUUAAGCGGAAGAUAUGUGCGGAUAUUCGGCUUAAUUUGUGUGUGCGUGUUUAUAUACAAUUACAUCGGCGCAAGAAUAAGCUUCGAUGUGGAAAAGCCUGAGGUUUCUCUACAGCAAUGGUGGGGCGAUGGCGAUCCGCCAGACGACUGGGCCGCAUAUUUAAAGAACACAUCCGAGGUGAUCGGCAAUAAGCUGAUGUACCCGGAUGCGACUAUUGAUGAUCUACGUGAACAGUUGAAUCGCACACUGCGUUUGACCGAGCCAUUGGAGAACUCUAAUUUUAAAAAUGGUUUUAACACUAAAGAAUUGCAAAAAAUCGUCAAAUAUUGGCGCGAUAAGUACUUGCCACGUUGGCGCGAACGUGAAUUAUUCCUAUGGCAAUUCAAUCAUUUCACCACCGAAAUUCAAGGCUUGCGUAUGCAUUUUUUACAUUUGAUGGUUUACGAUGAGAACAAAGUGGGCAAACAUCAUUAUCCAGUGCUCCUUCUGCAUGGCUGGCCCAGCUCAAUACGUGAAUUUUACACUCUCAUACACAAACUCCAUCAGACACACUUAGAUAAAAACAACAAAUACAUUUUCAAUGUGGUGGUUCCCAGCUUACCGGGCUUUGCAUGGUCGCAAGGAACAUCGAGAGAGGGCCUAGGUCCGGUUGAAGUGGCCGUCAUGAUGCGCAAUCUGAUGCUGCGGUUGGGCUAUAACAAAUUCUUCAUUCAGGGUGGCGAUUUGGGAUCGUUAAUUGGUUCUCAUAUAGCUACCCUAUUUCCAGAGAAUGUAUAUGGAUACCAUUCUAAUUUAUGCACUGUGCUCACGGGUAGAUCUUUCAUGAAAGGCUUUUUUAAUAUAAUGUUUACGAAUUUCUUCGGUACGCAUGGAUUUGAGGAAAACAUUUUCCCACAUACGAAACUAUUAAAACAUUUAGCUGAAGAAACUGGCUACUAUCAUCUGCAGGCUACGAAACCUGACACGAUUGGGGCUGUGCUCACCGAUAAUCCCGUCGGCUUGGCUGCUUACAUAUUGGAGAAAUGGUCGUCUCUAACCAAUAGAAAUUAUAAAUUGUAUGUGAAUGGCGGCUUGAAUGAGCGUUUCACCUUAGACGCACUUCUCGAUAAUGUAAUGAUAUAUUACUUGACUAAUUCUAUAACAACUUCGUCGCGCAUAUUUGCUGAAAACUUUUCUCAGCAACAAAUUAGCCUGCAAAUGAAUCGGGUUCCGACAGAUGUGCCAACUGGUUGUGCGCGUUUCAAGCAUGAUUUUAUACACUGCCAGGAUAGUCAGUUGAAGGAUAAAUAUCGCAAUUUAAUUCAUAGCACAUAUUUUAAAGAAGGUGGCCACUUCAUUGCACUGGAAAUGCCCGAGUUGUUGCACGCGGACUUCAUAGAAUUUGUCAAAAAAGUAGAGAAAUUUAGCAAACUCAUUUAGCUGAAAGGUUAGUUCAAAUAUAGAUUAAUUUAAGUCUCUUAAAACAGAUUAAAAACAGAUAAAAAUAAAACGGGCUUACACAUCUAAGGUUAA
Molecule: messenger RNA, 1637 nt
Organism: Anastrepha obliqua
Lineage: Eukaryota; Metazoa; Arthropoda; Insecta; Diptera; Tephritidae
Product: juvenile hormone epoxide hydrolase 2-like
Exons: 4
Coding region: 117-1544 (475 amino acids)
Biological process (GO): epoxide metabolic process
Molecular function (GO): epoxide hydrolase activity
Source: RefSeq, a predicted model, not a curated record